Messenger RNA from Arabidopsis lyrata subsp. lyrata, 1133 nucleotides. RefSeq names its product cytochrome b-c1 complex subunit Rieske-4, mitochondrial. Gene Ontology annotation, molecular function: quinol-cytochrome-c reductase activity; 2 iron, 2 sulfur cluster binding. Gene Ontology annotation, biological process: mitochondrial electron transport, ubiquinol to cytochrome c. Gene Ontology annotation, cellular component: membrane. Bases 91 to 909 code for a protein of 272 amino acids. NCBI's taxonomy places the organism in Eukaryota, Viridiplantae, Streptophyta, Magnoliopsida, Brassicales, Brassicaceae. The transcript has 2 exons. The record is from RefSeq and is a predicted model, not a curated record.
GACAAGUCUUGUGUUUUGCAUCAGCCGUCCCAAACCUGAGGAUUUCUUCUGUUGAGCUAGAGCGAAACCCUAGAUUCACAUUGAGCAGAGAUGCUGCGUGUAGCAGGGAGGAGGCUUUUCUCUGUUUCCCAGAGAUCUUCGUCUGCGACCUCCUUCGUCGUCUCCCGUGACCAUUCCCUUUCCGAUGGCGGCGGCGACUCCUCUUCAGCUCCCAGAUCCGUCCCCGCUGCUGAUCUCUCAUCUUACCACCGGAGCCUUAUCAGAGGUUUCGCUUCUCAAGUCCUUACUCAAGGAAAUGAGAUAGGUUUUGCUUCGGAAGUCCCAGCCACUGUCGAAGCUGUCAAAACACCUAACUCAAAGAUUGUCUAUGACAACCAUAACCAUGAGCGUUACCCGCCUGGUGACCCCAGCAAGCGUGCAUUCGCCUAUUUUGUCUUGUCGGGUGGGAGGUUUGUUUAUGCCUCUGUCAUCCGCCUGCUUGUUUUGAAGCUUGUUGUGAGUAUGUCCGCAAGUAAAGAUGUCCUUGCCCUUGCAUCCCUUGAGGUUGACCUAGGGAGCAUCGAACCAGGAACUACAGUUACAGUCAAGUGGCGUGGAAAGCCAGUCUUCAUCAGGCGAAGAACAGAAGAUGACAUCAAGCUGGCCAAUAGUGUGGAUAUCGGAUCCCUGAGGGACCCACAAGAAGACUCGGUUAGGGUCAAGAAUCCAGAAUGGUUAGUGGUGGUUGGAGUCUGCACUCAUCUGGGGUGCAUCCCCUUGCCUAAUGCUGGUGAUUAUGGCGGUUGGUUUUGUCCGUGUCACGGUUCACAUUAUGAUAUCUCUGGAAGAAUUAGGAAAGGUCCUGCACCAUACAACCUGGAAGUACCAACAUACAGCUUCCUGGAAGAGAAUAAGUUACUCAUUGGUUGAUUAAUAAAAGCACAGUCUGGGUCUCAAUGAUGAUCUUGACUUGGUUCUUUUUUUUUUUUUUUAAUUAAUAUUUUCGGGCAUGUAAGAGCAAGAUUGUCUUGUUUUUGCUGAAUAAUACAACUUGUGAUUUUUGUUGAACGUAUACUCGAUCUUCGUUUAUCCAUCGCUGGUGAAAGACUCUGUUCAUAGUCUGUGUUUAUUGUUUAACAUGCCUAUUUGUUCUA